Molecule: messenger RNA, 663 nt
Organism: Darwinula stevensoni
Lineage: Eukaryota; Metazoa; Arthropoda; Ostracoda; Podocopida; Darwinulidae
Source: the annotation of a GenBank genome assembly
AUGUUUGUAACGACUGGUGAUGUCUUGACCUACACAAGGAAGAUCUCUUCUGUCACACUGGAUCUAACAAAGGGGACAGAAGACUCAGACCAACAAAGUCCCUAUGAUCUCUUCGUCCUGACCAUUGAAGGCCAGGGUUUCUUAUGGCACCAAAUUCGGUGCAUUGUGGCCAUCCUGCUUCUCAUUGGAGAGGGGAAGGAGGACUCAUCUGUGAUACAAGAGCUCUUGGACAUCUCCAAAAACCCAUGCAAGCCAGUGUAUGCAAUGGCACAUGAGCUCCCACUCUGUCUUUUUGAUGCUCAGUUUGACGGUUUGGAGUGGCAAUUUGAUGAGCUAGCUCUCAAAACUGUGAUUCUAGAACUCCAGGAAGCUUGGGCUAGGCAUGCCAUCAAAGCCGAGAUGAUCAGGAGCAUGUUGGGUCAUUUGGAGCCCCAAUUGCCCAAGUCUGUGAAAGGCCAGGCAUCGUGGCUGCAGACCGGCGUGUUGCCACGAAACUACACCCCGCUUCUUCAGAGACAGAAAUGUGAGAGUCUGGAGACUCGCAUUGCCUGUGUGAAUGAGAGGAAGAAACAAAAGCUCCGGGAAAAUGAGUGUCUUCAGACUACACCCUGUGAAAACAGUAUGUGACUGAUCAUGUUUUCCAAGAAUAUAUUUUUACUGAAC